GCCCACCUGUCAGCCAUGAACACCUCGUGCUGCCCACCGCCUGCCCAGCCCACGCUGCCCGACGGCUCGGAGCACCUCCCGGCCCCCGGCCCGGGCACCCACAGCGGCGGCUGCGAGCAGGUCUUCAUCCAGCCCGAGGCCUUCCUGGUGCUGGGCGUGGUCAGCCUGCUGGAGGACGCCCUGGUCAUCCUGGCCGUGGCCUGCAACAGCAGCCUGCACUCCCCCAUGUACCUGUUCCUGUGCAGCCUGGCCGCGGCCGACAUGCUGGUGAGCGUGUCCAAUGUGCUGGAGACCGCCGUGAUCGCCGGGGUCAACAGCGAGGCCCUGGUCUUCGGGGACCAGCUCCUGCAGCAGGUGGACGACGUCUUCGACUCCAUGAUCUGCAUCUCCCUGGUGGCGUCCAUCUGCAACCUCCUGGCCAUCGCCCUGGACAGGUACGUGACCAUCUUCUACGCGCUCCGCUACCACAGCAUCGUGACGGCGGGGAGGGCGCGCGCCCUGGUCGUGGCCGUCUGGGCGGGCUGCGGCGUCUACUCCGAGAGCAAGAUGGUCAUCGUGUGCCUCGUCACGCUGUUCUUCGCCAUGCUGCUGCUCACGGCCGCCCUCUACCUGCACAUGCUGCUGUUCGCCCGGCUGCACGGGCAGCGCAUCGCGGCCCUGCCGCCCGCCGCCGCCAGGGCCGCCCCGCCGCCGCGCUCCUGCCUCAAGGGGGCCGGCACCGUCACCAUCCUGCCGGGCGUCUUCGUGGUCUGCUGGGCACCCUUCUUCGUCCACCUGGUGCUCAUCAUCGCCUGCCCCGCCAACCCCCCCUGCGUCUGCUACUCCGCCCACUUCGACGUCUACCUGGUGCUCGUCACGUGCAACGCCGUCCUGGACCCCCUCAUCUACGCCUUCCGCAGCCCGGAGCUCAGGGACACCUUCCGGGAGAUUCUGUGCGGCUGCUGGGGGCCGUGA
Messenger RNA from Phyllostomus discolor (pale spear-nosed bat), 954 nucleotides. RefSeq names its product melanocortin 3 receptor (gene MC3R). Gene Ontology annotation, biological process: G protein-coupled receptor signaling pathway. Gene Ontology annotation, cellular component: membrane. Bases 16 to 954 code for a protein of 312 amino acids. The record is from RefSeq and is a predicted model, not a curated record. Gene Ontology annotation, molecular function: peptide hormone binding; melanocyte-stimulating hormone receptor activity. NCBI's taxonomy places the organism in Eukaryota, Metazoa, Chordata, Mammalia, Chiroptera, Phyllostomidae. The transcript has a single exon.